AUGGCGACGCCGGGGCCCGGCGACUUAGCUGGGCUCAAACCGGGCUGCCCAGAGGUGAGCUCCGCAGACAUGGAGCAGAUCUGCGGGCUCUUGGAGGCAUCGCUGGUGCCGAAUGGUGAGCUCCAAAAAAAAGUCUUGAGCUCGAUGCAGCAGCUGGGAAAGCGGCCAGACUUCCUGGUGGCUUUGUCGAGGAUUUUCGUCGAGCUCGAAGCGAAGUCCAUCCACAUCCGGCAGAGCGCCGGCGUCCAUUUAAAGAAUUUUUUGAAGCAGAGCAGCGAAGUUUGCCUUGUUGAUGAAGCAACAGAGGCAUUCUUAUGCAUGCAGGUCAUGAAGGCUCUGAGCCAUCCGGCCAAAAUCCUACGUCACACCGCAGGAAGCGUGCUGGCUUCCUUGCUCAGGCGACGAUUGGACCUGGGAGUCAUCGAUAAGCUCUGGCAGCAGCUGUACGUCGACAAUGCAGAUGUGGUGGAGGGUAGCAUGUGGGCCUUGACCCUCACAUCCGAAGAUUUGCUGGGGCAGGGCGUGGAUGAAGCUUUCGUGAAGAUCGCUUGUGCCAAGAUCUUGCCGCGCACCAUAGAGCUCACAGACCAGAGACUCCCUUCUUGGCUGCGGAAGCAAUCCUCUGACUUGCUGAUGCAGUACCUCGUCCAGGGCGCCUUCGACCCGGAGAAGUGGCCUGCCGGAGAUCACAUCGGUAUGAUCCUUGGCUUCAUGCUCCGCGCUGGAGAGCAUGCCGACGAGGAUGUUCGCCGUGAAGCGUUGGCAGUUUGGAGAGUGGCUUCAGAGGCUUCAGCUCUGCAUCCACUCCUGGAGCAAAACCUGCCGGAACUGACCAAGGUCCUUCUGGCGAACUUGGUCUACAGCUCAGCAGACAUGAUGGCGAUGGACGUGGGCUCCUUGGACAACGACAAUGCCGACCGACCGGAUUCUUUGGAGGAGAUCCAGCCGCAAUUUCACAAGGAAGGCGGCUUUAGUGACAUGGACAAGGCUGAAAGGGCAGCUGCAGGCUCUACCUUUCUGAGCGAGGAGUGGACAGCACGCCGUGCAGCAGCCGAUGCGUUGGAUGCUCUGGCUGGCUAUGCGGGCACGCACCCGCAAGUGUGCUCCCGCAUGCUCCCAAUGAUUUCUGAGAAGCUUCAGUCCACUUGCUGGAAGCAACAAGAGGCUGGCAUCCAUGCCCUCGGUUGCAUCGGUGCCAGUUGCAUCCAGGUGACGCCCGAGCUCCUGGAUGGCAUGAUACGGCUCCUCCUCUCAAAGCUUACGGCAGAGCAGCCCCUUCUGCGCAGUGCCGCCUGUCUGAGCUUGACCCAGUUUCUGCCCGGCGUCAUCAUGCUAGUUAGCGGAUCAUUGCCCGUGGUGAUGUCUGCCAUCUUGGAACGUUGCCGGGACCGGAACAAGCACGUGCAAGCUGCAGCC
Symbiodinium sp. CCMP2456 is the source of this 1416-nucleotide messenger RNA. Lineage: Eukaryota; Dinophyceae; Suessiales; Symbiodiniaceae. The record is from the annotation of a GenBank genome assembly.